Molecule: messenger RNA, 3108 nt
Organism: Rhea pennata
Lineage: Eukaryota; Metazoa; Chordata; Aves; Rheiformes; Rheidae
Gene: ZDHHC7
Product: zinc finger DHHC-type palmitoyltransferase 7
Exons: 8
Coding region: 166-1083 (305 amino acids)
Biological process (GO): peptidyl-L-cysteine S-palmitoylation; protein targeting to membrane
Cellular component (GO): endoplasmic reticulum; Golgi apparatus
Molecular function (GO): protein-cysteine S-palmitoyltransferase activity
Source: RefSeq, a predicted model, not a curated record
GGGCCGGCGGGGCUCGGCCGCCGCGCAGGCCCGGCCCGGCCCGGCCCGGCCCGGGCCCGCGGGGAAGAUUACACCAGAUAUGACUAUCUGGAUGUCCUAGUAUAGCCUAAAGGAAGAACAUGAUGUCAGAAUAAAAGACAAAACAUUCGACAAGUUCAGAAAACCAUGCAGUCAUCAGGGCACAGAUUCCGUGAUGUUGAGCACCACCCGCUGCUUGCUGAAAAUGACAGCUACGAUUCCUCUUCCUCGGAGGCCGACAUGGCAGAAAGGGUUUGGUUCAUCCGAGACGGCUGUGGUAUGGUCUGUGCUGUAAUGACAUGGCUUCUGGUUGUCUAUGCAGACUUUGUAGUGACUUUUGUCAUGUUGCUGCCUUCCAAAGACUUUUGGUACUCUGUGGUCAACGGUGUUCUCUUCAACUGCUUGGCAGUGCUAGCUCUGUCAUCUCAUCUGAGAACUAUGCUGACUGAUCCAGGGGCUGUACCCAAAGGAAAUGCCACUAAAGAAUACAUGGAUAAUUUGCAACUGAAACCAGGAGAAGUGAUCUACAAAUGUCCAAAGUGCUGUAGUAUCAAACCUGAACGUGCACACCACUGUAGUAUUUGCAAGCGAUGUAUUCGAAAGAUGGAUCACCACUGCCCAUGGGUGAAUAAUUGCGUGGGUGAGAAAAAUCAGAGAUUUUUUGUUCUGUUUACGAUGUAUAUAGCCCUAAUAUCAGCUCAUGCGCUCAUACUGUGUGGGUUUCAGUUUUUCUCCUGUGUCCGAGGGCAGUGGACUGAAUGCAGUGACUUCUCCCCACCUGUAACUGUGAUCCUGAUGAUCUUCUUGUGCCUUGAGGGUUUUCUGUUUCUCACUUUCACUGCAGUCAUGUUUGGCACCCAAAUCCACUCAAUAUGCAAUGAUGAAACGGAGAUUGAAAGACUGAAGAGUGAAAAGCCAACGUGGGAGAGGAGACUACGUUGGGAAGGAAUGAAGUCUGUUUUUGGGGGCCAGCCUUCACUCCUGUGGAUCAAUCCUUUUGCAGGAUUUCGAAUCAGGCGACUUCUACUGCGAGCAAAGAAAGGAGGACCUGAGUUUUCUGUUUGAGUUUAAUUAUGCUGGAACUUGCAAGAAUACUAUAUAAUAUUUAUUUGGGGCCAGAAAGGCUAUCUACGUAUAAUCUGUGACCAGGUGAAACUGACACCAGACAUUUGCUUGUAGCAAGCAGUUUUAUACGUUUGUCACAGACAUCUCAUUAACUUUCAGAGACGCAAACUGGAUCUGUAAUGGUCUUAACAACAAGAUGACAAAGGAAAGCACGUGGUCACACUAAAGAAGCCAAAUGUCAUGCUACUGUAAUUUAUUUUGAGAUUAAUUAUGCAUUUUUGUUAAACCCUUUAUGUUUGGGGACUUACCUGUGUGUUUUUAUAAAAAUUAUGUACUUAGGUGCAGUUGUCAAUCAUAAGGAAGAGCGUUAUAGUGAAAAUUGAUCUCAAAUGAGACCCAGCCUUCUAAAUCCACUUUUCAGGGAAGAGCAGUUUGUUCAAAUUUAAUUUAUAUUUCAGCUUGUCCUAAUAAACAGAGCUGUACUCUUGUGUCCCACUUCAGACACACAUUCCUUAUAUGCAAGUGAUUCAAGGGACUUGUGCACAUGGAGCAUAGCACGUUAGAGGCACUGUUACACCGCUGCCAAAUGUCUUCCCAGGCUCACAAAAGCAUGUCUCGUGUUUGGCAGUACUAAUCUCAUGUGGCAUUUAGGUAAGUUCUAAAUGUUCAGUAAACAAUACUGUUUACUUACAAUUACGGGCCAAAUUCUGCCCUCAGAUAUGCAUCUCCAAUUCUUAGUGCAUUGAUUCUAAAGGAACUUAGGCUUAGGUGUCCAAGGAUGUUAUUUAGUCCUCUGUGCAGGAGUAAGUGGGACCAGUGACUGUAUCCUCUUGUAUGGGAUUAAAACGAAUGUACUGCAGGCUGGAGUUAAUCAGCUGAAAGAAAACUGUUUUUGUAAGAUCUUGCUUUGCAGACUUUUCAUAGAAGGAAAACUGAAUGAUCCCUUGAACAAAGACGUCAGAGGAAGGAGGGAGAUUUCUUCUAGUGCUGACAGAGCUUACCUCCUUCUCAUGUGCAACAAAUCUUAAGCAUAGAAGAAAAAUCUGCAACAGAAAGGGAAUUAUUUUUAAUUUAGCAGUUUUCCAACCAAAACUACUCUCAAAAAACAGAAGAGCAGUAUAGAUCCAGAACUGCUUUAUGUGGGCCUGACAAAUAACAGUAGUGCUAAGAUAUAUUCGUAAAUCUGCAAGUAAUGAAAUUCAGCUGGAAGUGGCUUAUUUAAACAUUACAUUUAGAAUUUUUUUUUUGUGUUUGUUCUGUAAGUUACCAACAACGUAAAGGAUAAAAAAGGAGCCUUGAUGCAUAGCUUGAAACUGUAGCCUAGGAAGUAAACAGUUCUCUGUUCUAGGACUUGCCUUAACUUGUCCAGUCUUUGCUUUUGCUUUGCCAGUAGUACUGAUGAUCUGUCCCACCUCAAGCAGUAUGACGUGCUCAAGAAUUUUAUAUUAGUAAGUUUACUUACUAUAGAAGCUGUACUUUAUUUAUUAUUAUUAUUUUUAUGACCUGCUUCUCCAUUUCUUUGCAACAGUUUGUGGCAUUUUGAUUCCAGCUUCAUCAAGUUUUAUACCAUUGGGUGGGUGAACUUACUAAAGGAUUGCAGUUUAUGACCCUGCAAACAAAAUUGUGCAAUAUUAUAUAAUACCUUCACUUUGCUUGGAGGAGAUGGUGUGUAUUACUGGAGAAUUUCUAGGUGGGCACAUCCAAUGAAAUUGCAGCCAAAUGAACAAAACUGUCUGAUGUAUAUGAGGAAAAAGCUGGAGGUUCCACAAGGAUCUUUGCAUAUUCAGUUGCACAUCUUAAAGAUUGGGAGAAAAUGUAUCUGGCUUUGUCAUGAGGCUCUUAAUAUGUAUAUUGUUUAAUAAAAUAUCCUGAUGAAAAUCAGAAAAUAUCACUUAAAAGCAAUUGAAUCCUGUGACUUAGCAAGUGUGUGCGUGUGUGAAAUCAAGUUUACUUGGCUUUUCAGACCCUUGUUAUGUUGUAAUUUUUUUUAAUGUAAAAGGAAAAAUAAAGUGAUGAAGUCUUAAA